Messenger RNA from Heterotrigona itama, 2382 nucleotides. Lineage: Eukaryota; Metazoa; Arthropoda; Insecta; Hymenoptera; Apidae. The record is from the annotation of a GenBank genome assembly.
AUGAUAUCACUCAUCGUCACUUCUACUUCAUUGACAGUGUUCAAAGUUACUCUGAUCGGUAGAAAGAAGACUACAAGCUGUCAAAUAGAUGUACGUAUGUGAAUACAAGUGAAAUUAUUGUUUGGCAAUGUUAUAACAUUAUAACAAAUUAAUAAAGCUUGUUAGUUUGCAUUUUUUUUUGUUGAAUUUAACAGUGCUUGUCUCAGUAUUCUAUAUUAACAAAAUUGUUUGCUAAAAAUUAUGAAUAAAUUGUUAUUGUUAUGAGUUACGAGUUAUGAGUUAAUUUAUGCAAUUUAUAGUAGAACAUUGAUUAUCCGAACUAAUUGGCAAAUAAAUCCGUUCGACUAAUCGCUCUGAAACAAUCAAAUUUAUGAUCCCGUCAUACAUCAAAUAGAAAUUAUACAGUUUUCAAAUACAGAUGUUUAUACGUUAUACGUGUAUAUGUGUUUAAUGUAUUACGUAAUGUAUGUCUGCUGUGUGAAAUUUUCAUUAUCUCUUUAUCUUGAAUUAAUGCAUGAUCUAUUUGUACGUACACAGCUCGAUCUAAUCAUCAUCAUUUAUUACUUUCAAACUUCUAUACAACGAAAAUUGCUUUUAUUAUCUAAGUUACUUUGAAAUUCUAACAAUAUUUUUAAUGUUGUUAAUUGUACAUUUUCUAACGUCAUAUUCUAUGACUAAAUUGUAUGUAUUUUUUUUUUCUUAAAUAUUUAAUUCAAUAACGUUUCAAUGACAUUUAAUUUAUUUUUUAAUUUCAUGAUAUCAAUGAGAGACAGUUCACUUUUGGAUUAGAUGAGGCACUAAAAUAAGGUAUUUUAGACAAGGAUACAUGUUCAUAUUCAAAAUUGUUGCAAACAUUGCUCGAUAUGCAGUUUAAAUGUAUAUACAUAAUUAGGCUGUGUUCGGAUAACCGGAAAUUCAAAUAAUCGACGUUUCGAUAUUCGAUAAUCAAUGUUUCACCGUACUGUUAAUAUUGCUUGUAACAAGUAACGCAGCUUUUUCGUUUUUAUUUCUUAUUAAGAAAUGCAAUGAAACUUUAUAUUCCACUUUCAGAAAUCCUUCAGCAUGAAGCCGUUGAUCGUUCUGGCAAUAGUUUCAACUUUCGUGUCUCUCGUCAUUGGAGCUAUCGAGCUGGAAGAUGUGGCGAAUAUCUGUGCGAAUGAAACGUUAAUACUGAAACUCACUAGUUCUGCAAGCUUUGAUAGAAACUCUAUUUCAUCUUCCACUCUAAGAUGUAUCAUCAUAAGAAAUACUGAUGUUAAUAUUAAGGAAGGAUCUUUUGAGAACGUGCCAAAUUUGAAAUAUCUUGACCUUCGAGGAAAUAGAAUCUUUGCAAGUAAUUUAUUCUCUUUUGGCAAUAUUUCACACCUGAAGAUAUUAAAUCUUGAUCAUCAAGAUCGUAAUGACUAUUAUUCGCAAUCAGUAAUAAUACCAAGCAAGUAUCCUGAACUUGAAUAUUUGGAUUUAUCAUACGCUUCAAUAAACGACAUAAGAGUCUCAAUUGAGAAUCCAUGGUUAAAUCCAUUUCCAAAUCUGAUACAUUUGAACCUCUCUGGAAACGAAAUUUCUUCAUCUUUAUCGCAGAUGACUCUACCGUCCACGUUGAUGCAUCUUGAUCUUAGUAAGAACAGAAUUUCAAGAUUUUCAUUCAGAGGACUGAACAAUCUGUUAUCGUUAACGUUAGACUAUAAUAAUAUCAGGUCAUUAAGUUAUUCCUACGUUGAUUUGAAAUCGAUGCAAAACUUGGUGAACCUCUCGAUAACGAACAAUGAAAUCUACGAUAUCCGUGACUCGAUCGAAAAUCUAUUCAGUCUCCAAUACUUGAACCUUUCCCAUAACUCAUUAUCGAAUUUUGACUUCAACAUGAUUAAAGAUCUGCACUUGCUAAAGGUUCUUGUAUUAGAUAGUAAUUCGAUCGACGCCCUUUCCGUUUCAACGCAUUCAAACAUAACUACGCUCUCGUUGAAUUGUAACCGCAUAAUUCAUAUAACGAUCAACAGCUUUUACAAUCUGAGAAAUUUAAGGGAAUUAUUCCUAACCGGGAACAUGAUCCAGGAUAUCUACGUGGAUUCGUUUCAAAAUCAGGAGCUGCUAGAAGAAUUGUAUCUAGACGACAAUGAUCUGAGUAAUUUGCCGCCAGAUUGGUGUCAAUUCAUGAAGAAGCUUCGAUAUUUAAAUUUGUCGGGGAACAAAUUCACUUCGUUGGAAUCGGUGCUUUACAAGCCUAAUUUGCCCGUCACGCAAUUAUACUUUGAACGGAACCCUAUAACGUACAUUAAUGCAAGUUUAUUGGAGAUAUCGCCGAAAAUGAUGAUUUUCUUGAACGUUGGUCCAACAUCUCAUAGAGUGCCAUGUAAACAACAGAACGGAGGAGGAGGCAUUUAA